AUGAGUGGAAAUUACACAAUUUUAGCCACCUAUGCGAAGACCACUGGCUUACCAAGAAGCGAUUGCACCAAAAAUGCAUACACUAAUGACGUCUUCAAUCCCAAUUUAGUACACCCGCCUACUGGCCCAUCUGCCCGCGCUUUGAUACGCCUUGGCCAAGUCACUGGCCCUGCAUCCCCUUCUGUUACAGUUAAUCUGCUGCCAUGGCGACUCGACGAAAGGAAGAGCCUCUCUACAGCACAAAAGGGCUUGCCUAAAUUUGAGCAGCUCCAAAGCAUAAGUCGGCCCAAUAGGCCAUAG
Protopolystoma xenopodis is the source of this 300-nucleotide messenger RNA. NCBI's taxonomy places the organism in Eukaryota, Metazoa, Platyhelminthes, Monogenea, Polystomatidea, Polystomatidae. The record is from the annotation of a GenBank genome assembly.